Gadus morhua (Atlantic cod) is the source of this 5875-nucleotide messenger RNA. RefSeq names its product FCH and mu domain containing endocytic adaptor 2 (gene fcho2). Gene Ontology annotation, cellular component: clathrin-coated pit; plasma membrane; clathrin-coated vesicle. The transcript is spliced from 30 exons. The record is from RefSeq and is a predicted model, not a curated record. Gene Ontology annotation, biological process: clathrin coat assembly; clathrin-dependent endocytosis; synaptic vesicle endocytosis. Lineage: Eukaryota; Metazoa; Chordata; Actinopteri; Gadiformes; Gadidae. Bases 200 to 3400 code for a protein of 1066 amino acids.
GUGUGUGUGUGUGUGUAUGUGUGUGUGUGAGGUUGGGAAGUAGAAAACACGGAGGUGGAGUCUGGUCUGAAGGCAGAGGAAGGCUGGAGGAGAGCAGUGAAACGGCACAACAGGAACGGGGUAGGACGGCGGAGAAAUCACGUCCCUACGGUUUGAAUUCGCACCAUUAAAGUGGCCCGGUCAAGGGGGAUAAGACAAGAUGAUAACGCCCUACUUCCUGGAGAGUUUCUGGGGCGAAAAAAACAAUGGAUUUGACGUGCUCUACCACAACAUGAAACAUGGCCAAAUAUCAUCCAAGGAGCUGACAGACUUCAUCAGGGAGAGGAGUGCGAUCGAGGAGGCGUAUGCGCGGUCGGUCACCAAACUCGCCAAGUCUGCAGGCAACUUCUCUCCACUUGGGACGUUCGCCCCGGUGUGGGACGUGUUCCGGAGCUCCACGGAGAAGCUGGCCGCCUGCCACCUGGAGCUGGUGAGGAAGCUGCAGGAGCUCAUCAAGGAGGUGCAGAAGUACGUGGACGACCAGGCCAAGGCCCACAAGAAGACCAAGGAGGAGGUGGCGUCCACGCUGGAGGCGGUCCAGAACAUCCAAACCACCUCCCAGGCGCUCACCAAGUCCAAGGAGGCGUACAACGCCAAGACGGUGGAGCAGGAGCGGCUCCGCAAGGAGGGCGCCACGCAGAGGGAGGUGGACAAGGCCGGGGUGAAGGCCAAGAAAGCCACCGAGACGUACAAGUCCUACGUGGAGAAGUACGCCACGGCCAAGUCGGAAUUCGAACAGAAGAUGGCGGAAACGGCCCAGAAAUUCCAGGACAUCGAGGAGAGCCACGUCCUGCACAUGAAGGAGAUCAUCCAAUCGUACUCCCAGUCCGUCGAAGAGACACACGUCCAGAUAGGAGAGGUCCACACCGAGUUUGUGGGGAACAUGGAGAACACGUCGCUGGAGGGCCUGGUCCAGAAGCUGGCCGAGAGCAAGGGCACCGGCAAGGAGCGGCCAGGUUCCAUUGAGUUUGAGGAAUGCAACGCAGCCGUCGCCACUGAAGGUGCCAAACCCAGGAAGAGGAAAACGUUUGCCAUUCCAGGCCGGCGGAAAGACAAGGACACAGAUUCCACGGAAUCCACGGAAGUCGAAGCUGCAAAUACUGCGAACGGAGCCCCCCCUGGCUACUAUGGAGCCAUCGACAUCCAAAAUGCUAACGUUCCCCAGGUGGAUGCGGAGGGAUUCUGCAUCAGACCAGAAGCCAAUGAAAAUGAUGCCAAAGAGAACUCGUUCUACUCGUCGAGCGACUCUGACGACGAGGACGAGCCCAGGAAGUUCCGCGUGGAGAUCAAACCGGUGCAGGCCGCCGCCGGACCGCAGGGCGCCGCCAUCGACGAGCUCAAGGCCUCCAUCGGGAGCAUCGUCCUAUCGCCCUCCGCCCUGGGUCAGAUGCGGAGGAACCAAUCCAGGGUCUCGAGAAUGUCUUCGUUAAGCUCUAAGCCUCAGGUCCCCGGCGAUGAGCUGUCGAAAAACAGAACAGCAGCGUCCUUUAACGACAAACUGACCAACAAUGACCUGCUGUCCCUGGACCCCUUCAGCCCCACCCUGGCCGGCUCCUCUUCCUCGGUGUCUUCAUCAGCAGUGGCGCUCCGGCCCUCUCCCCCUCCUCCCACUGAGAGCCGGCCCCUGGAGCCUUGCUCCUCAUCCUUCUCCUCGUCCCCCACCUCCUCGCUGGGCUCCCCGGAGAUCCCCAUCGGAGCCGGGGCCAGGCCCCUGGCGGCCCGGGCCCGCAGCGCCCCCAUCACCUCCCACACCCCCGGGGACCUGCUCCCGCCGCUCCUCCCCCUCCUGCUCGACCCCGACACCGACCCCGACCCGGCCGCCGGGCCCCCGCCGCCCCGCACCGCCGGCGCCGGCGGCGACGCCCUCUCGGCGCUGUCCUGGUCCCAGAGCCGGUGGAUGGCCUUCAGCGACGGACAGCCCCAGUGGAGUGGCGGCGGCGGCGGCGGCGGGGGGCGGGCCAAGCGCUUCCUGUCCGACAGCGCGGCCGACGGAUCGUACGACUGCAAGAUGGCCGCCGGCGGCGCCGUCAAACCCCCGGUCCGGGACGUGUCGCCGUCCGCGCCUGUGACCAAUAACAGCCAGGCGUCUGUGGGCGUGGCGCCGGUCGGCCCGCUGAGCGCCGGGCCGGCCCUCGCCAGACCCACCACCCCGCUGACGGCUGGGGCCCUGGUGCCCCCCCCCAGACCCUCGUCCAGACCCAAGCUGCCCACCGGGAAACUCAGCGGGAUCAAUGAGAUCGUCCGACCCUUCAGCCCCCCCAAGACGGCCGGGGCCAGCCCGCCCUCCCCGGCCCCCCUGGCCCGGGCAGAGAGCUCCUCCUCGCUGUCCUCCAACGCCUCCAUGAGCGCCAGCAACACGCCCACCGUCGGACCUGAGCCUCUCUAUCCCCUGGCCCUCUCUUCUUUGGAGCCAGAGCAGCUCCUCCCUCCCCUCCCCGCCUUCCAGAAGGAUGAUGAUUUCAUAGCCAAGCUGCCCACCUAUGAGAAGCGCUCUGAGACGCCUGCAGGAACGUCCCGCGGCCCCAGUCCCAUUACGCUGGCGUCCCACGAUGCAUUGCCCAUCGCCGUUGCGUUCACAGAGUCCGUCAACGCCUACUUCAAAGGAGCAGACCCCAGCAAGUGCAUCGUGAAGAUCACGGGGGACAUGACGCUGUCCUUCCCUAUGGGCAUCAUCAAGGUGUUCACCUCCAACCCCUCCCCCGCCGUGCUCACCUUCAGGCUGAAGAACACCAGCCGUCUGGAACAGGUGCUGCCCAACCAGCAGCUGCUGCACAGCGACGCCUCUCAGAGUGACUCCAACUCCAAGGACUUCUGGUUCAACAUGCCGGCGCUGAUGUCCUACCUUAGGAAGGCCGCCGAGCAGAACCCCACCGCCUCGUACUACAACGUGGACAUCUUGAAAUACCAGGUGCACUCCAGCGGCAUCCAGUCCACGCCGCUCAACCUGGCGGUGUACUGGAAGUGCGCGGCCGGCACCACGGACCUCUGCCUGGACUACCGCUUCAACCCGGAGCCCAUGUCCGGCCCGGGCUCCCUGGCCAACGUCCAGAUCCUGGUGCCCGUGGACGGGGGCGUGACCAGCAUGCAGGCGCUGCCCAACGGCAUCUGGAAUGCAGAGCAGAAAAAGUUCCUGUGGAAGCUGAGCGACAUCUCGGACAAGAGCGACAACGAAGGCGCGGGCUCUCUCAGGGCUAAGUUCGAGCUGUCCAGCGGGCCGUCCACGCCGGCCACCCUGGCGGUGCAGUUCAUGAACGAGGGCAGCACCCUGUCGGGGGUGGACAUGGAGCUGCAGGGGCCUGGCUACCGGCUGUCCCUCACCAAGAAGAGGUUCGCCACGGGACGCUACAUGGCUGACUGUUGAUUGGAAGCUUCUCUAGAAUGCUGAGGGUUGCCAUGACGACCUCCCUGGACGUUCUGGAUCUGCCUCCCGCUGCAGUCGGAACACCUGAGCGCGCUCUCUUUAUCCCUCCUUUUUUUUCCUCGGAACCGAAAGUUUCACUACAGUAAAGGGGCAGCACUGAGUACUAUACACUAUUUAAUAGAAAGUGAACCAGAGUAUGAAUACUGGGACGAGCCUUCAGGAACUGUACAGGUGUCACGCUCUCUGAUCAAAUCACUUUUUUUGUACAAACAAUUUUAUGGAUUAGGUAAAAAAAUAAAACUAUAUUAUAUGAAAUCACGAAAACAAAAAAAGCAAAGAAAAAUGUGCACUAACCAAUCUUUCCGGCCAAUUUUUGAAUACCCUCUUUCCCCCCUCCCCUCUCUUUUCUAUGAGGAAUGUAUAAAACCAAUGUUUUCUGAGGAAGAGGAACACCUACUUUAUGCUUCUCUGCCCUUUCCACUGUAAAUAGUUGCACUGAAUAGUAUGUGCUGCGAGCCUCAGCCCAACCCGUGCUCAGGUUGGGUUCCUGUUCUCCCCUCCUCUCUCUACUCUCUUUAUGGUCACGUGCAAUGAAACAAUGAAGACAAAUGAUCGCUGAAACACUAUAAAUCCUCUCAGUCUCUCAGAACAUGCCAGGCCACACCCUCAGUUCGAAGUCGUGGGCAUCUAAGAUUUUAAAUUGCUUUAAUGACAAAAAAGGAACGCAAAAAAAACAAGAAACAUCCAGUGCCUACCGAUAUCUGUCCUCGUUUGUGCUUUGAUGAUUCAGCUUUAUGCAUCUUUUUUCACCGUAUCCAUGGGGAUAUCAACAGGGCUAAUCCUCAACACUGUUACUAACCGGGUCUUCGGAGGGCUAGCACAAGUUCUUAAACAUGCCCGUAUUACGUUUCGUAUAAAUGUAAGUUUCCGUGUAGUCCAGGUAGACGUAUUUUAAAUAAGUCCCUUUUAUUAUAAAACGGCAGCAAGGUAAAUGGAACAAUUAGUUUUUUGCAUGAAACAAGUGUCUUUUUCAAGUACAUUUUUUAAGCAGAUUCAAAACAGUGUCAUUGCGUGCCCGCCAAAACGUACGGAGAAGCGUUCCUGAAUCUCGCCUUCCUUCCGUCGUUUGCGUGCCAAAGCAUAGCGCAUGAGCAGAGGGCCUGUCGUCGUGGGCUAGUCGUGUUCAUUUUAUACUCCUUGAUCAGGAUGAGAAAGGGAAAACGCCUCCAGUUUAUACAACCCCCAGUCUUGUCUUCCAGUCGGCCAAUAAGACAUGUUUGCCUUCACCAAUGUUUUUGUUUAUUUUUUUAUUGAAGUCUUUUAUAAGUCCUCUUUUUUAAUUGGAAAUCGUUCGCAGGCCUCGACCCCUCCUCACCCCGCGGUCCAGGGGGGGCUGCCGGAGGCGCAGUAGCAUCGAAAAUGCCUUAUCAAAAAAUGACUGCCGCAAAGAAAUAUUCAAGGGUUGCUAGUGGGGCACAGAUAUCGUUGUGAACCGCGUUGGGAUUUCAAUUGUAAUCGAUGUGGCUGAAAACAAAACAACAAUCCGACUUCAAGGAAGAAACGCACAAACCCCCCAAAAAACACCUCUCACCUUGCCGGGUUGGCUGUUGUGAUUUUAAGGUUUUCCCCAAGUAUGCUUUUUUUUACCCUGAAAUGUGAUUUAUUUUCUUGUCGUUGCAUACAAAAUGUGGCUUUUAAUGACCCCUUGAGGCUGGGAUUGCUACGGAUCAAGGUGUCAUCUCCCCUGUUGGAAUGGACGGUGGAUUAAUUUCAAAGUGCUAUCAUUCAUAUCGCUACCUUUGUCUGAUACACUGACGAAUUAACCCGCAAAUUAUCUCUUGUGAUUCAUCUUCCUUAGAAACUAUUCACUAAUGAUUUAUUUUUGGAUGGCUAUUGAUACGCUUGAUAUCCUCAAGCAUGGUUGUACGUAUAAGGGCGCAUUGAUACAUAAUGAGAUUAAUAUUUCUUUAUUUUUCAUGCUUUUAAAUAUCAUAGUAUUAUUGUUUUCUAAAACCGAGAUCUACAUCCAGUGUGUGGAGCAUUCCGUUUGAAAUACAGUAUAUCUCAAAUCGUCUGUCCUCGUUUGAGCACAAGUACACAGGGGUGUUGUGUCAAAGUCAAAGUCUGCCGUGGAUCCGAAUGCUUUAGAAUAGACCGUCCCUUUAAGAAAAAAAGAAACACAACUUUUUCAGUUGCAGUUGAUCUUGGCAAGCUGGUUCUUGCUGUCUCUGCAGAAAUCGUAAAAACGGAUAAUCGUCGAGGCUUUCGUUUCUGUCACUUUCACACUUUUCCUUUGUUUAUAUGUUGUAGUAAAAUAAGAGUUUAAAAAGAAAAGCAAAAUUGUGUACAUGAUUCUCAUGAAAUGGACAUUUUUAAAGCUAUAUCAGCCACUCAUGUCUAUGAUUUAAUUUCAUUGUGCCUGUAUUAAAUGUGUAAUAUAUGAAUAUAUACAAAUAUAUGAAUAUGACUACUUUA